AUGGAAGUCGUCGGGGCGGUAGCAAGCUUCAUAGCCAUAGGCCAGGCUUUAAGCACUGCUCGCCAUGUCGCUCACAUUGCCCGAGCGAUCCCAGGGGUCGAGGAUGAGAUGAAGUGGCUUCGUAAUGAGGUCGAAGCUUUGAAAUUGAUCAAAGAAGAACUCGUUAGAGCAGGAGUCAUUGCCAAUGACUCAAAAUGCGAAACACUGUUCCUAGCAAAGGCCAUGCUUCAGCUUACAGAAUCCACAAAAAGCCUCGAAGAAAUCCGAAUACGCUGCAUCCGAUCACCGAGUGCCGACAACAAAGGCAAGGUCAAAAAGAGAGCCUGGUUCUGGCUGCAGGCCGAGCUCUCCGAUUGUCGAGGCAAAGCGCGAGAAGCCAGGGAGAACCUCCAACUUGCGCUCCAAACCAUAAAUGCUCAAUCUAUCACGUAA
Molecule: messenger RNA, 432 nt
Organism: Colletotrichum abscissum
Lineage: Eukaryota; Fungi; Ascomycota; Sordariomycetes; Glomerellales; Glomerellaceae
Exons: 2
Coding region: 1-432 (143 amino acids)
Source: RefSeq, a predicted model, not a curated record